Molecule: messenger RNA, 1503 nt
Organism: Xiphophorus maculatus (southern platyfish)
Lineage: Eukaryota; Metazoa; Chordata; Actinopteri; Cyprinodontiformes; Poeciliidae
Exons: 3
Coding region: 70-1461 (463 amino acids)
Molecular function (GO): GTP binding
Source: RefSeq, a predicted model, not a curated record
GAAAAAAGUCGCUCCGCCUUGGUGAGUGGCUUUUCUGAGGGAUUCCUGAGCAAUACUGUCUUCAACAUCAUGGAAGGCCGUCCAGCUGCUUGUUGUGGGUUGGGAGCAAAACGGAGCAAUUCCCAACUGCCCAAAAGAAGAAUCGCCAUCAUUGGACAAACUGGAGCAGGGAAAAGCAGCCUUGGAAACACCAUAUUUAAAGAGAAGAAAUUCAACGUCAACCAUGACGUGGAACCUGGGAUCAGAGGAUGUGAAGCAAAGACCAAACGUGUUGGUGGGAGAGAAAUCACUCUGAUCGAUAUGCCUGGUUUAUUUGAUCCAGGGAAAGAUGAGAAAGAGAUGAAGGCUGAGUUACUGAAAGGAAUCACAGAGAGUUCGCCUGGGCCUCACGCUUUCCUCAUCGUGCUCAACGUGGAGAAAUCUACCCAGAAAGACGACGACAUCGUCAGCAAGAUGAAUGAGCAGUUCUCUGAGGAAGUGUUUAAAUAUUCAACUGUUGUCUUUACUCACGGUGACCGGCUCCCGAGGCGGCAACAAACCCAAGGGUUUGUGAAGGAAAACGAGUUCCUUGGCGAUUUAGUAGAAAAGUGUGGAAAUCGCUGCCACGUCGUAGACAACAAACGCUGGAACAAGCGAUCGAAGUACGGAUACAGAAGCAAUCGGUAUCAGGUGAAGAGACUGCUCAAGUCAAUAGAGAAAACGGUGGAAGAAAACGACGGGAGCUUCUACACCAAUGCCAUGCUGCAAAAAAUAGAGGAGAAUAUCAAAAAAGAAGAAGAAAACAUCGCAAAGUCUUCCAGAAACAUACCAGAGGAAAAAAUCAGAGAGACGGCUAAAGAAAGGACGUAUGAUGAUUUCUUAAACAGGCUGGCAGGCAUCACUGUUGGUGCUUUGUUAGGAGCCGCUUUUGGUUCAGCAGUACCUGUGUCAGUGGUUGUCGCAUUGCUGGCAACAACUGUUAGAGUCCUCGCCUCUGCAACCAAAUCAUGGAGUGCAACGUUUACAAAACCAGCCUUACAUGCAACAGCAAGUGCAGCACCAGAUAAAACAGGGGAAGCAGAAAAAGAAGCAAAUGUAGCAGCAGAAGCAGGAGACCCACCAGCAGCAACGGCGGUGGAAAAAGCAGCAGAUACAGCAGCAGCAGAAAAGCCACCAGUAGCGCAAAAGGUGGCAACAGCAGAAGAGGGAAAAGCAGCAGAAGUAGCUGGAAAAAUCGGAGGAGCAUCGUCACAAAUAGGAGGAGCGUUAAGACUAGUAGUGGGUGCGGCUACAGCAGCGGGAGCGUUUUUGGGGGGUGUGACAGGAUAUAACGCAGCAGAAAAUGCAAAAACUCCAUGGGAAGCAGCAGAGAAGGCGGCUCAGGCUGUGUCAGCUUCAGGAUUUACAGCCAUAGAGAAAUCUCAGAAUUUGGCAUCAGAUCUUGUUAAAGCAGUGGCUAAACCAUUGACCAAAGACUCUUAAAAAUCUUCAUUAUUUACUCCAGUACACUUAAAAAUAAAUGAA